CUCUAUACUCGGACAGAGUGAUAUCCAGAUAAAACCUUCUCAGCAGUAGGGGGUUGAGGAAAAAAAUAGAAUAAAGAAAACGGCAGGAGAAGCUUAAGUUUAUACAUUCACCUUGGCAACCCUAUCACGAGAGUAACGUGUGCCCCCUCCAUUUUGUUUCACAUAUAUAGCACCAAACCCAACACUUCUCUCUUUUGUUAAUUCUCUUUUCUUCUCCUUCUUCCAUCUUCCCUUAAAACCCUAGGUCUCCUCAUAUACAUAUAUAUUUUAUAUGGCUGAGCCACAAUGUGAUGCCACGUUGACAGAUACACGGAGGAAGGGCAUCGGUAAGCGUGCAUCAUCCAUGCCGGUGGAAUCUCAUCAGUCGUCGAUCGGUGAACAACCGGCACCGGUAGUAGCAGCUGCAGCACCAUGCGGUGCAUGCAAGUUCUUGAGGAGGAAAUGCAUUAGUGGGUGCAUAUUUGCACCCCACUUUGGUUCAGACCAGGGUGCAGCCCGGUUUGCCGCGGUGCAUAAGGUGUUUGGUGCUAGUAACGUAUCGAAGUUGUUGUUGCAUAUUCCGGUUAACCGGAGACAUGAAGCGGUUGUUACAAUAUCUUACGAGGCUCAAGCAAGACUCUCUGAUCCGGUUUAUGGUUGUGUGUCCACCAUUCUUGCUUUGCAACAACAGGUGGCGUCAUUGCAAGCUGAGCUUGCAAUGGUUCAAACUCAACUAAUAAACAGUAGGUUUGCAAUGGCAAAUGUUCUUCAAAACUCACACCACCACCACCACCAGCAGCAGCAGCAGCAGCAGCAACACCACCACCAACACGAUCAACAGGUUGUUAUGCUUCAACCAGCCUACUCUAACAACUCCUCAGCUUCUACUAACUUUAUCAACGUCAGCAGUUUCCCUUCCAACUUUGACCUUGUCACAGCUGACACAGCUCCAUCUUCUCAUAGCUUAUUGGAGCCUCUUCAGCUUUCGCACCAACCCCAUGAAGACGAAGAAGAUGAAGAAGAGAGUCGAAUUCCGGUCAUUUUCCCCGAUGAAAUACUUCACCGGAGAUAAUUCUUAGGAGUUACUUACUAUCAACAAAUCUUAAUUACCUUCCAAUAACUUCUAUUAAUUACAAUCUAUUUAUAUGUAUUAUAAGCUCAGUAUUAGUUAGUACUUUUCAUUUGAACUCUUGCCCGUAAUAUAGACUUUUACCAUAUAAUACUA
Molecule: messenger RNA, 1204 nt
Organism: Jatropha curcas
Lineage: Eukaryota; Viridiplantae; Streptophyta; Magnoliopsida; Malpighiales; Euphorbiaceae
Gene: LBD20
Product: LOB domain-containing protein 20
Biological process (GO): hormone-mediated signaling pathway; positive regulation of DNA-templated transcription
Cellular component (GO): nucleus
Source: RefSeq, a predicted model, not a curated record